Molecule: messenger RNA, 4215 nt
Organism: Rhinopithecus roxellana (golden snub-nosed monkey)
Lineage: Eukaryota; Metazoa; Chordata; Mammalia; Primates; Cercopithecidae
Gene: YAF2
Product: YY1 associated factor 2
Exons: 4
Coding region: 184-726 (180 amino acids)
Biological process (GO): positive regulation of DNA-templated transcription
Cellular component (GO): nucleus
Molecular function (GO): transcription coregulator activity; DNA binding
Source: RefSeq, a predicted model, not a curated record
GGAGUUUCCCCGACAGCUGGAGGCUGCGUGGGAUCAGGCGGCGGCUUCCGAGCGCGGCGGUGCGGCCUUCCCCGCCCCCUCCCUCCCUCCUCCCCCGCCCGCUUCCGCCCGGCUUAUUAUCCUCCUUAUUGACAAACAGAGCGGCCGCGGCGGCGACUCUCGGCGUGUGUUGAUAGCCAAGCCAUGGGAGACAAGAAGAGCCCCACCAGGCCGAAGCGGCAGCCGAAGCCGUCCUCGGAUGAGGGUUACUGGGACUGUAGCGUCUGCACCUUCCGGAACAGCGCCGAGGCCUUCAAGUGCAUGAUGUGCGAUGUGCGGAAGGGCACCUCCACCCGGAAACCUCGACCUGUCUCCCAGUUGGUUGCACAGCAGGUUACUCAGCAGUUUGUGCCUCCUACACAGUCAAAGAAAGAGAAAAAAGAUAAAGUAGAAAAAGAAAAAAAUGAAAAGGAAACAACUAGCAAAAAGAAUAGCCAUAAGAAAACCAGACCAAGAUUGAAAAAUGUGGAUCGGAGUAGUGCUCAGCAUUUGGAAGUUACCGUUGGAGAUCUGACAGUCAUUAUUACAGACUUUAAGGAGAAAACAAAGUCACCACCUGCAUCUAGUGCUGCUUCUGCAGAUCAGCACAGUCAAAGCGGCUCUAGCUCUGAUAACACAGAGAGAGGAAUGUCCAGGUCAUCUUCACCCAGAGGAGAAGCCUCAUCAUUGAAUGGAGAAUCUCAUUAAAGUUUAUUUUCUCCAGUUUCUUAGUCACUUCUGUCCUACCAUGCAAAUACACAGAUGAUGCCAAGAGGUACCACAUUUUCAUGACAAAUACAUUCAUGCACAAUCCAUAAUUUGAGUUUUACAUAAAAUAGAAAUUUGUUAGAAUUUGUUAGAUUUUAUUGCAACUAUGCCUACCAAACAUUUCCAGACUUAACAUUUUGGUCUCUGCAGUUAAGUGCCAUGAAAAUGUGGUUGAAUUAUUCAUUAUGCAGUGUUAUUGGUAAGUGUAUUUUCACUUUUAGUUUAGUGAAUUCUAACACAUAAUUCUUGAAUUCUCUACUAUUGGCAUGUAACGAAUUUAAAUUUUUUAUAACAUAGUGCAAGCUGCCUAAAUAUGUAUUAUUUGAAAAUUGUGAAACAGAUAGUUAUAUGUAUACAAGUCAAAGAUCAACUUAACUAUUGCUGCAACAGGUUUUUCUUGAUGGUUAUCCUCUUAAAUACACCUGCUGGUACUUGGUGUGGUUAAAUAGGAAAAUUGUUAUUAAAUAAAGAAUUUGUAUGAACCUUUGCCAAUGUUUUGGACACGUUUUACUAAUUAUUGUUCCUGAAUUAUGUUUCUGGUUUUAUCCAUUUUUUGAGGUUUUUUUGUUUGCUUAUUUUUCAAAACAUUCAUUUAUUGUAAUGUUUACUAGCAGACUAGUAAACAAUAAAGCAUUGAUUAUUUAGCUUUAUAAUUCAGGUUUAGUGCUAUUGUCAUUGAACACUGGUAUUUUCUGUAUCAUAUAAAACAUUAAAAUUCAAAUAAUUAUAAGCAUUUGGCAAAAACGAGAAAAGAAACUUGCCAUAUUUUACAAGCUGCAAUUUUAGAAAAGCUUUAACUUAAUGAUAGUUUUAUCACUGUUUUCUUGUCCCAAACUUAUCCAGGGCCAUAGAUGCAUGAAUCUAAUUAAAACAGAAAUAGGAAUUGUUGCACAGAAAUGGGAAAUAGCUAAUUUUAAAUCAGUCUAAUUGGCCUCUUACUAAAUACAACAAUUCUUAUGAAAAUCAUAGUACCCUAUUUUCAGACACAACUGCCAGUUUACACAUUUCUGAGUAUCCUGAAAGGAAAAAAGUAUAGCCCCACUUAUACUAUGUAAAAUUACCAAUAAAAUAUUUUUAUGACUACAGAUUUUGCAUUUUUGUUUAUGACUAUUAAAGUGUUUUAUUUCGUAUUUAGAAUUUCAACCUGGAAACCACACAGUACUUAAAUUUUCCUGGGGUCUCCUGCUUUCUCUUAACCAUUUGCUUAAUAUAUAUCUACCUAUAGGAGACUUCUGAAUUGUAAAUGGACUUAAAAAUAGAAUGUGGAUACAAAAUAUCACAUAAGACAUCAUGAUAACAUUUGAAGAAAAAAUAAAACUGUAGACCCUAACAGUUGUGAUAUUUGGUGGUUUCGUGUGGUAAUGUAAUUUUCUGUUUACAGUACUUUUUACAGGCACAGUGGUACUGUCUUUUUUGUAAGAUGCUAGUUGUGAAAUACAAUUGCAUACAGUAAAAGUCUGUGAUUAAAACAUUUAUAUACCUCAUUCUUUAGUGUUGUUAAAUGAAAAAUUAAAAUUGUGUUUGUUACAAGAUACGUUCAGUGGAAUACCAACUAACCAGAUAUAUUCCAUUAAAACACGAUAUUUUUGUCUUAUUCUGUUUUUAACAUGUUUCAAAUGUUUUAUAUAUUCAUUUUUGGACAGAGUAAAAAUUUUAAAAUGUAAUAGGGAAAAUAUUUAAUUUUUAAGUCAAAAACUAUACUUUAAAGGCAUUACAUCUUAUGAUCAAAUACUUUCAGAAUGUAUUUUAAAUGAGCUGCAAGAGAGAAAAAUCCGACAGGAGAGGGGAUUUUAUCUGAAUGGAGCAUACUCAUAUUUCUAAAUAGGUGGGUAGAUACUCAUCUUUCUACAUAGGCAGGAACACAGUGUAGCAUGGAGAUUAAGCAUGCUAACUGACACCUGAUGUUUGAAUCCUGUUGUAGAAUGGAAAUGAGCUUAAAUUACCCAAGCUUACUUUCCAUCUAUAAAACAGGGCUAAUGGUAAUCACAUCUAAUUUAUAGGGUUGUUGGGAGGAUUAAGUCAAUCCAUGUAAAAUUCUUAAUUAUCUGACACAUAGUGGUCACUCAGUAAAUGUGAGCUUUUUCUAUUGUUAUAGGUAAAAUCCCAUUACAAAAAUACAAAAAUAUUUUUUGUAACAAUUAUUUUCAUGCCCUCUUGGAUGACAUAAAGUAAUAGUGUUUUAUAGAUUUCACUAAAUUUUCAGUGUAAUAUCAGAUGUUUUCUCUGGACGCAGAAAGACCAUCUUUCCAUAAUUAAAGAACCUGGUGGGUGUGCACUAUGAGAUUGGAGAAAUGAAUUAAGUCAACUAGUUUGAAAGUGUUUUACUUUUAUUAAUCACAGGUAUCUCAACUUGCCUUUGUUUCACCCUACCUCAAAUACUCUUCCACACCAGGAAAACAAACACAAAUUCCAUAAAUAGAACUGAUGUUAAAAUACGCAGAAAGAUUCAGAACCUAAGUUUAGGGUACAUACUUUGCUCUGUUUCAUGAACUUACAAGGUGGUUUGAGCACUGGGUUCCUUUAGCCAAAUUCCAUACAAAAAGAACUUGGAUGUUUUCCAGCAUUUAUUACCUUACUUUGCUAUAAGUAAGUGUGAAGAUAGCCCAGGUGCGAUGGCUCAUGCCAAUAAUCCCAGCACUUUGGGCUGAAGCGGGCAGAUAUUUUGAGCCCAGGGCCAGCCUGGGCAACAUGGUGAAAGCUCAUCUCUAUAAAAUAUAUAUAUAUAUAUAUGUGUGUGUGUGUGUGUGUGUGUGUAUUUAAAAAAGUGAAUAUACUUUGAGGCAGAAGAAUAAUCUUAAAACCUUUUGUAUUAUAGAAUAGAAAUAGUUAAAGGUUUUAUUUUUAUUAAAUGCUUUCUUAAAAUGAUAGUGGAUAAUAGACAAAGCGAAACAUUUUAAAAGGAAGAGAAACUUCAGCCUUUCUAAGUUGAUAGCAUGUUUAUUAACUUUUAAAGAUCCUUAUAGCCUAAAAGAAUGUAGCCUCUGCAUAUUAUAUGCAUUAAUGGUAAAUGGUCUAGAAGUUUUUGUUUCCACUGAGGCUUCCCCCACCUACUUUUUUAAACUUCCUACUAUGGUUUGGAUAUGGUUUGUCCUCACCAAGAUUCAUGCUGAGGCCUGAGUCCCCAGUUUGUUGUGUUGGUAGGUGGUGCCUUUAAGAGAUGAUUAGUCAUUGCGAUGGAUUAAGGGCUUUCUCAUGAGGCUCAGUUAGUUCUGGAAUGGAUUCACUCUUGCAGGAAUGGAUGAAUUCUCACAAGAGUGGGUUGUUAUAAAGUGAGGAUGCUUCUUGUGUUCUGUUCUCUUUGCCCUCCUCAGUUCACCAUCUGCUUUCCACCAUGAGUUGAAGCAGCAUGAGGCCCUCAUCAGAUGGCCUGCCUGAUCUUCGACUCCUUAGCCUUUGCAAUCAUGAGCCAAAAUAAAUCUAUUUUCUUUA